Molecule: messenger RNA, 2837 nt
Organism: Prunus dulcis (almond)
Lineage: Eukaryota; Viridiplantae; Streptophyta; Magnoliopsida; Rosales; Rosaceae
Product: receptor-like serine/threonine-protein kinase SD1-8
Exons: 7
Coding region: 93-2711 (872 amino acids)
Biological process (GO): protein phosphorylation; recognition of pollen
Molecular function (GO): ATP binding; protein serine/threonine kinase activity
Source: RefSeq, a predicted model, not a curated record
AAACAUACAUAAAAGCCAAAGUCAACAUCUCUCUUUCUCUUCACCUAUCAAUGAACACCAAAUGUCUUCCACAAUAAAAAAACAUAAACCCAAUGACCAAAUCCCAUCCUCAUAUGCUUUCUUCACCAACAGAAACCGCCUCAUUUUGUGAAACAAUGAGAGCUUCAACAAAGCACCAAUUCUGCUCCUCCAUUCUCUGCCUCACUUUACUCACUUUCAUCCCACUUGCCACCUCCAAAGACACUUUGUCUUCCACCCAAUCCCUCCAAAACAACCAAACCCUUGUCUCCUCCGGCGGUGUCUUUGAGUUGGGCUUGUUCAAGCCCAGUGCAACUUCAGGUUGGUACUUGGGAAUUUGGUACAAAAAUAUCCAAGAAAAAACAGUUGUUUGGGUAGCAAACAGAGACAACCCAAUUUCAAAUUCAUCCUCAGCAACACUCAAAAUUGGUGACCAUGGCAACCUUGUCCUUCUUGAUGGUGAAAAUGGAAACAUCACAUGGUCGUCCAAUGAAACCCAAGCUAUGAACCCAAUUGUUCAGCUUUUAGAUUCCGGCAACCUGGUCCUCAGAGAUGGGAAUUUAAACCGAAAUGGCCCGAAAGACCAGUUCCUCUGGCAGAGCUUUGAUUACCCAACAGACACUCUUCUGCCGGAUAUGAAGUUGGGGUGGAACUUAAGCUCAAGCUUGGACAGGUACAUAACCUCAUGGAAAAGCACAGAAGACCCAUCAACAGGUGACAUUUCUUUCAAGCUAGACUACCGCGGUUUCCCGGAGAUUUUCCUGAGAAAGAAACAGAGUAUAACGUACCGCAGCGGCCCCUGGAACGGGGAGAGGUUCAGCGGUGUGCCGGAGAUGACACGUACAGACGGUAUCCAAUUCAAUUUCGUGGCCAAUUCAGAAGAGGUCUACUACUCUUUUUCGGUACGUAGCAAUUCAGAGUCGUUUUAUUCACGAUUGAUUGUGAACCCAAACGGGGAGCUUCAACGCCUGACGUGGAUCGAAAGCAGAAACAUUUGGAACAAAUUUUGGUACGCCCCAAAAGACCAAUGCGACGAUUACAGCGAGUGUGGUCCGUACGGCAUUUGUGACUCAAAUGCUUCUCCGGUUUGCAAGUGCUUGAAGGGUUUUGAGCCCAAGAACUUGCAGACGUGGGAUUUGAGGGAUGGGUCUGAUGGGUGCGUGAGGAAAACGGAUUUGGAGUGUUCCAAAGACAAGUUUUUGGCUCUGGGGAACAUGAAGCUGGCGGAGAGCGGCGGCGCUUUUGUGGACAUGAACAUGAGCCUGGAGGCGUGUAAGAAAAAGUGUUUGGAGAAUUGUAGUUGCACGGCGUAUUCCGACGCGCGGAUAUCAGUAGGAGAAGGUUCAGGCUGUGUCAUGUGGACUGGGGACCUUUUGGACAUGAGGCAAUAUGCAGAAGGUGGACAACAUUUCUAUGUGAGAUUGGCCGCUUCUGAACUAGAUGGAGAUGGGAAAACGAAACGAUUAAUCAUGAUUGUAGGCAUUGUAGUUGGUGUUGGCAUUCUGCUAGCAGGACUUGCUAUCUGUUUUGUAUGGAAGAGGAAAUUGGCUAUUAUGAACCGAGGAAGAAUAGAACAAAAAGGUCCUAAUGAAAGAAGCCAGGAUUUUCUGCUAGAUGGGGUUGUUAUCACAAGUAAGAAGGAGAACUACUCAGGUGAAAGGGGCAAUGAUGAGCUAGAGUUGCCAUUGCUUGAUUUUAGCACUGUAGCAGUGGCUACGGAUAACUUUUCUGAUGAAAAUCAACUGGGACAGGGUGGUUUUGGUUGUGUUUACAAGGGUACGUUGGUAGAAGGUGAAGUAGUUGCUAUCAAGAGACUUUCGAAGAACUCUGGACAGGGAACGGAAGAAUUCAAAAACGAAGUGAAGUUAAUCGCAAGACUUCAGCACCGAAAUCUUGUCCGACUGCUUGGUUGCUGCAUUGAUACGGACGAAAAGAUGCUGAUUUAUGAAUACAUGGAGAACAAAAGCCUGGAUUCUGUUUUGUUCAGUCAAGCAAAAAGGUCUAUGCUGGAUUGGCAAAAGCGUUUCGAGAUUAUUUGUGGGAUUGCUCGAGGACUUCUUUAUCUUCACCAGGAUUCUAGAUUUAGAAUUAUUCAUCGGGAUCUCAAGGCAAGCAAUAUUUUGCUUGAUGGAGAAUUGACCCCGAAGAUUUCGGACUUUGGAAUGGCUAGAAUAUUUGGAAGGGAUCAGACAGAAGCCAAUACCAGAAGAGUUGUGGGAACAUAUGGAUAUAUGUCUCCUGAAUAUGCCAUGGAUGGGCUCUUCUCGAUCAAAUCUGAUGUCUUUAGUUUUGGUGUUCUAGUGUUGGAGAUCAUUAGUGGUAAAAAGAACAGGGGAUUUUAUUACUCAAACAAUGAGCUAAACCUCCUAGGACAUGCUUGGAAGCUAUGGACAGAAGGAAAGGGGUUGGAAAUAAUCGAUCCCUCCGUUGGGGAUUCGUAUUCCCCCUCCGAGGUGUUGAGAUGCAUGCAAGUUGGACUUUUAUGCGUCCAAGAGCGCGCGGAAGAUAGGCCUACAAUGUCGUCUGUGGUUUUAAUGUUGAGUAGUGAAACUGCAACAAUGCCUCAGCCUAAAAACCCUGGUUUUUGCCUAGAAAGGAAUAAAAAUCCACUUGAAACAGAUUCUUCCUCUAGCAAGCAAGACCAAUCCUGCACUGUAAACCACGUAACAGUCACAAUGCUGGAUGGUAGGUAGGUAGUGAAAGCUAUCACCUCAUCAAAUCAUGUUUGUAUAUCUUACAAAAUCCCAAUUUUCUGAUUGAUCAAAGUUAUACAUUUUAAUGUAAAUUUGUUAUUUAUAUAUGGAUCAACUUUGAAGAUA